Messenger RNA from Salvelinus sp. IW2-2015, 650 nucleotides. RefSeq names its product protein farnesyltransferase subunit beta. Gene Ontology annotation, biological process: protein farnesylation. Gene Ontology annotation, molecular function: protein farnesyltransferase activity. Gene Ontology annotation, cellular component: protein farnesyltransferase complex. The record is from RefSeq and is a predicted model, not a curated record. NCBI's taxonomy places the organism in Eukaryota, Metazoa, Chordata, Actinopteri, Salmoniformes, Salmonidae.
CGGUGGGUGGCCAGCAGACAGAUGAGGUUCGAGGGAGGGUUCCAGGGUCGCUGUAACAAACUGGUGGACGGCUGUUACUCCUUCUGGCAGGCUGGGCUGCUGCCACUGCUACACAGAGCCCUCUUCAAAGAAGGGGACUCUACAUUGAGCCUGCAGAAGUGGAUGUUUGAGCAGCAGGCGUUGCAGGAGUACAUCCUCCUCUGCUGUCAGAACCCUGCUGGCGGGCUGCUGGACAAGCCUGGCAAAUCCAGAGACUUCUACCACACCUGUUACUGUCUUAGUGGUCUGUCCGUAGCGCAGCACUUUGGCAACAUGGAUCUGCACCACGAGAUGAUCGUCGGCCGGGAGGAGAACAGACUGGCCCCCAGCCACCCCGUCUACAACAUCUGUCCAGAGAAGGUAGCCCAGGCCAUCCAACACUUCCACCAGCUGCCUGUCCCCGUGCCUGCACAGAAAGAGGGGUCCUCGGCCUGCAACACUACCGCUGACCACUCCUAGUGCUCACAGUGUAGGCAUGCCUAUGAGCGUAUUUGAGGGGGUCAAUUUGAGCAUGAAGGCGUGACUCAGAAUCGCUUAUCUUGAUCACAUGAAUAGUUAUUUGGGAUGCAAGGUUUGUCUAUAUCGGUGAUUCCUGUGCAGUACGACUGCAA